UGUGUGACAACGCGGAAAUGCAAAUACGCUGUCAUUUUGUGACCAUAGUUCGUAAACCAGAAAAAGGAAGUUCUGCUUUGCUGUUGCAUGAAGUUCAAGCCUGGAGGAGAAACGCACAGGCACGCAGCAGGCUGUACCCCCUGAACUGCUCCACUUUCAACUUCCUGGGCAAGAAAGAGAUUUUCAACUAAUCCCUCCAGCCCCACAACAGCCUCUGCCGGCCAACACAAGAGCCCCCUGGGAACCUGUGACCUGUUGGGAGUGCCCUCAUUGGAAAGUUCAAAGGAGCCAGGAGUCUCCCGCUCAGCCUUCCACAGGGCCUGGCAAACUCUGCUGUGAGAAUGGAGUCAGGUGCAGGCUCCUCAAUCCCCUCUGGUGCUGUUGCUGCCCUAGGGGAUCUGGAUGCUGGGCCUAGCAGCUCUUCCCAGGAGAAAGCCAAGGCCGGGAAGCACCAGCCCUUGGAGCCACAACUCACAGACCUCAGGAUGCCCCAAGAGCUUCCCAUCUGCAGGGACCAUGCUAUCACCAGUCCUGGCAUGCUGGCAGCUGCAGGGAAUGGGGACAGCCUUCUGGACACAGGCCCCACAGGCGAGCAGAGUGGCAAAGUCCCUAACCGGGACAGUGGAAUUGACAGCCCGUCCUGUAGUGUGACUGGUGAGAGCUUCACCUGUGAGGAGAGCAGCGAGGCCCGCCAGGGCCCCACCAUGCUCGGGCUCCACCCAGAGACAGACUCACAGAAUGCCUCACAGGAUACCACCAGUGAUGUGGAUGAGGGCAGCAGCGAGGCCGGCCAGGGCCCUGCCAUCCUGAGGCUCCAUCCAGAGGCAGACUCACAGGAUGCCCCACAGGACACCACCAGUGAUGUGGACGAGGGCAGCAGCGAGGGGCCUGACCUAGGGACUGUCCUCCAGACAAGUGACGUGGAGGCAGGUGUGGCCAAGAGCACCAAGCCCCAGCAGCUGUUCAACAUCGCCAGAGAGCUUCUUCACACAGAGGAGGCCUACGUGAAGCGGCUGCACCUGCUGGACCAGGUCUUCUGCACCAGGCUGACGGAGGCCGGGAUCCCUGUGGAGGUCACCACUGGCAUCUUCUCGAACAUAUCCUCCAUCUAUCGCUUCCAUGGGCAGUUCCUCCUGCCAGAGCUGCAGGCACGGAUAGCUGAGGAGUGGGAUGUGAACCCCCGGCUCGGGGACAUCCUGCAGAAGCUGGCCCCAUUUCUCAAGAUGUAUGGCGAGUAUGUCAAGAAUUUCGACAGGGCCAUGGAGCUGGUGGGUACAUGGACCCAGCGGUCAGUGCUGUUCAAAGACAUUGUCCACGACAUCCAGAAACAGGAGGUGUGUGGGAAUCUGACACUGCAGCACCACAUGCUGGAGCCUGUGCAGAGGAUCCCCCGCUACGAGCUGCUGCUCAAAGACUACCUGAAGAGGCUCCCGGCAGACGCUCCUGACUGGAGGGAUGCAGAGAAGUCUUUGGAGCUCAUCUCCACUGCAGCGAACCACUCCAAUGCAGCUAUUCGGAAGAUGGAGAAAAUGCACAAGCUUUUGGAGGUGUAUGAGCAACUGGGUGGGGAGGAGGACAUCGUCAACCCGGCCAAUGAGCUCAUCAAGGAAGGUCACAUCCAGAAGCUGUCAGCCAAGAACGGCACCACCCAGGACCGCUACCUCUUUCUGUUCAACAGCAUGGUCCUUUACUGUGUGCCCAAGCUGAGACUCAUGGGCCAGAAGUUCAGUGUCCGGGAGAAGAUGGACAUUUCGGACCUCCAGGUACAGGAUAUUGUCAAGCAAAAUGCAGCUCAUACAUUUGUUAUAACAGGAAGGAAAAGGUCCUUGGAGCUGCAAACUCGGACAGAGGAAGAGAAGAACGAAUGGAUUCAGGUCAUCAGGACCACCAUUGAGAAGCACAAGCAGAACAGUGAGACCUUCAAGGCCUUCAGUGGCCCCCUCAGCUGGAACGAAGACUCUACCCUCCCUCCAGAACCAUCAGUGAUGGGUGCCAGCUCUGUGGAGCCUAUGGUGGCGACCGAUGGCAGCAGAGGAGCUGGAAGGCCCCACGCCCAGCGUCAAGGCUCCCCUACUGGAACGGUGCACUCUCAACUCCAAAAUCAGUCGCUGCCUCCCGGGGACUUCUCGUCUCUCCAGCCGCGUGGCCGUGCCGCCCCCGUGAACCAGCUUGAUUCUAGAAAGUCUUCGUCUAAAACGAGGCGUGAGAAGGAGAGGCAGAGCUGCAAGAGCUGUGGGGAGACCUUCAACUCCAUCACCAAGAGGAGGCACCACUGCAAGCAGUGCAGCGCGGUCAUCUGUGGGAAGUGCUCCGAGUUCAAGACUGAGAACAGCAGACAGAGCCGGGUCUGCAAGGAGUGUUUCCUGAACCUGUCAGCGGACCCUGCCAGCCCCAGCUCCGAAGCGCCCACUGAGCCCAAGAAGGGCACAGAGAAGCCGCCUGCUGCAGACCCCCAGGACAGCCUGCUCUGCGGCACCCUGCAGCUGUCGGAAGACGGCAAGGCCUGGAGUGAGGUGUGCGCCUCCAUCCCGAGGACAGACCCACAGGUGCUGCACCUGCAGGGAGGCAGCCAGUGACUGGUCAGGUGAUCCAGGACGGCCAUCUUGGAACCCGAGGGCAGAAGCAGUAAGAAGCCUGAUCUCUGACGACACCCUUAAUCUGCUAAUCCAAGCUGCCUCUAAAGCAGUUACGUGAGUGAAUAAAUUUCAUUUGGAGUCAGAUUUUCUGUCUCCUGUACCUGAAAACAUGCUAACUGCUGCCCUGCCCCACCCUGCAGCCUCCAUUUUGUGCAACCAGCCUACAUUCUCCAACACAGACUGCCCUGGCCAUGUUCCCCCUCCCCUGACGCAGGCCCUCAGCAUCUUUGAGGGACACAAAACCCUUCUCCAGGCCUGCCAGGGCCACAGUCUUCAGUGUGCUACCUCCACACACCAGAAACGCAGACUUUUUAAAACAAUUUAUUUUAUUGAUAUUGUUGACAACAUACACUGCGAAACAUAUACCAAUUCGACCACUUCUACAUGUACAAUUCAGUGAUAUCACAUUCCUCUAGUUGUGCAACCAUUCUCACCCUCCUUUUCUGAAUUCUUCCUCCCCCAUUAACAUAAACUUGCUGCCCCCUAAGGUUCCUAUUUAUCUUUUGAGUUGCUGUUGUCAGUUUGAUCCCAUAUAGUUAGAUCUUAAAAAAAGCACAAUGCUCAAGGCAGAUUUCUUUACUAGUUAAGCUAAACUAUUGUUUGGUUUUAAGAGGACUUUGGGGGAUAUUUUUGGUUUAAGGUUUAAAGAUUAUUUCAGGGCAACAGUUUCAGGAGUUCAUCUAGCUUCCAUGGCUUCAGAAAGUUUGGAGCCCAUAAGAAUUUGAAAUCCUGUUCUGCGUUUUCUCCCUUUGGUUCAGGAUUCUUCUGAAUCUUUGAUCAAAAUGUUCAGUGCUGGUAGCUGGGCACCAUCCAGUUCUUCUGGUCUCAUGGCAAAGGAGGCAAUUGUUCAUGGAGACAGUUAGCCACACAUUCCAUAUCCUCCUGCUAUUCCUGACUUUCCUUCUUCCUCUGUUGCUCCAGGCAAUUACAGACCAAUUGUUGUGCCUUAGAUGGCAGCUUGCAAGCUUUUAAAGCCCCAGGCACUAGGCAACUAACUUUUACACCACAGUGCGGAACACGCCACCUCCUUCUCUUGACCGCUCUAUCCUAGAAAGAAAGCUUGGCUUUCCCUGUGUCUUUUCAAAAUUCGGAGGAGUAAAUUAUUCCCUCCCUAAAAUCUGCCCCCAGAGAGACAUCUGAAAACUGCUGACACCUCUGAAUUAACAGCCCAUCCCACUAUGAGGAAAAACAAUAUCGGGGUCUAGUGUCAAAGCACCUCAUCUCCACGAGUUAGGGAGUGGUCACUGCGCUGUGUGGCCCCAAGCCCAGUGCUCUGCAGGAUCCUCUCCCCCACCCUCACUAAACCUCUGAGAAAGGGCUGUAGUUCUCACCCCUAUUCCACAGGAGGGCUCCGUGGCCCCAAACAGCUGCAGGCCUGGCUAUGCAGACUUGAAUGACAGCGGUUCACUGGGGAGGUGAUCCAGGAACAUAGCAGAGGAGCAGAGGGUGAGGGCGAGAAGGGAAGCAAGCGACACAGGGUGCUUAUCAGGCAACUCAGGCCUGGAGGCCAUUGUAGGGAACUGGCUAGCCUCCUGGCCAAGACCUCCAGGAACACACUGGAGCCAGACAAAGUGGGGUUUGCAGACUACUUGCUGUGGUCCCUGUCAGAGGUGUGAGAAGGGUCUGUCAGAGGACUGGGGCUGCUGUGAGGAAACUUUGAAGAGGGUCCAAGGAAGCGGGGCUUGCUUCUGGAUUCCAUGUGAAAGGGAAGCAGGCUCCUUCUAUGAUUGGCAUCUUCCUAAAUUUCAUCCUGAAGGUGGGAGGAAUGAAGCACAGCUAGAGAUGCAACUGACAAAUUAACAGCGGUCACUCAGUUACCAAGGCUGGAGGAUGUCCUGUACUUUUAUCGUUUGCGCAGUGGCCUUGGUUUUCCUGGGCCUGGAUGAGAUUAUGAAGUGGGCUUGUGUUUGUGUCUCACCCACAGUCACAGGGUGGCCUUGUCUGAUAGUGGUACUCUGUGAGACUGCAUAUUUCACAGAGCACAGGACUGAGCUGGGAGGGCCAGGCCACUCUGGCUUUCUCACAGCAGGGAACAGUCACCUCAGAAUUAUCCUACUUGAGGGAUGAGGGAGCUAGGCAUUUAUCCACCAACUCCUGAGAGUCACUGGACAAGGGCUGUUCCUGCAAGCAUCUGUUCCCCAGCACUCCGGCCUGCCCUGCCUCUCAGGUGGGCAUGGCUGAGGGGAUGGGGUGGGUACAGAUGGCAUCUGCUACACACAGAGCUCAGCCAGGAUUUGAGUUCAAGGUCAUCUAAUGCCAAAUUCUGAUUUGUGUAGGGACUGAGGAGACAAGUCCACACUCUGCCCCAACCCAGCCUGGGUGGGCUAGGAAGUGCUUCCUGGAGGAGGCGACACGGUAGGGGCAGGGCUGGGGUAGCCACAGACCAGGGGUAGGGGUCGCUGAGAACUGAGGACUUUAUUCCUGGGCCCUGUGGGUUCUGGAGGAACGAGGGGUAUCUCGGUCUACCUGUGAUGCUACUGCUCUCCAACCUUAACCCUGAGUCUGUGAAGGCCCAUGCAGGGCUGAGACUUGGUAGGCCAGACAUGGAGCAGCCAAUGGUCAGUAUUUGAUGAAAGUAUGAAAUAAAAUUGGGAGCUAAGGAAGGAGCUUAGGUUUCAAGGAGGAGCUGGGCAGAAGGCACAAUCGUACCUUCAAGUUGGGCCCCAAGAACUGGUGGCCAUCAGCAAGAGGAAGGCUGUCUGUGGCUGUCCUCUGGAGCCUGAGGCUGUGGUGACACUACUCCCACCAAGGAUUACCAUGGUCAGUUGGGCAGGUUGUCCACUGCACAAAGGCCCCAGUGAGGAGAUAGAUACACUGAGAUCCAGCCAUGCUCUACCCUCAGGGAUGUGACCUCCCAGGAAGUACCUUUUCCAAGGGUCCUUGGCCCUGCCUCUUUGCCCUCCGGAACCCUCUCAGAGCCCCCUGGGUUCAGCUGGGCCUCAGUGGGAAAGGAAAGGCUGUGCACACUGUCACUGGGACCCCAUACAUGCUCUUGAUGGGCGACUGGAGACAUGACUGUCCCUAGGAAUGGACGGUAUCCGCCUGCCCUUGCAGCCAGUGUUGCCACACUAGAGGGUUGUAGACAAAUGAAAUAUACAUUCCUUUACACAGUUUAGAAAGUACAGAUAAACGUCAAAAAGAAUGUGAAAAGACUCAAUGUCAGGACAUUAACAAUACAUUAUUUAUAUUGCAUAUCUUAACAUGGAACGUCUUGAUAAAAAGGUAAGAUAAUUUUUAUACGGACAAAAUAAGCACAGUAUAAUUCAUGUUACAACAAAGGUUUUAAAAUUUAAAAGGCUGUUUAUACCUUUUAGCCUUGCAAAAUAAUUCAGAAUGGUUAAGUAUCUACCACAGUACAAGCCCUGUUAAAGCAGCAGUGGAAACGUGACCUUUGCUAGGAGAAGAUUCCACUUUAAACACCGUUAUCAGAUACUAUCAUUUUUGUACUGUUUUAACUAUGUCUUAUAAACUGUGUGUUGUGGGAAUUAUUGUGCAUCUAAUCAAAAACAAGUCAGACAUGUAGAUUAAGAUAUAACUGAAGGACACUAUUGACCGCACACACACAAAAAAGAAUACAAACAUUCCUGUAACCACCCCCCACCCCUAGCAAUCACCCCUACACUAGUGCCCUCCAGCCUUUCUCUGUAUGUUUGUCUGUGUGUCUGAGCUGUAACAGAAAACAAUGCGAUCACACUUCCAUUUGGGGCCUGAACCUGAUCAGGUUUUCUAACGUGGAGUAUGCUCCUGUGUUCAGGUGCUUGGCAACCCCCAAGAAGAGGUUAGGAAGGGCCCAGCCUGGUGCCCUGGCAGUUUAAACGCAUAGUCCCCACAUUUGCUGGCAAUCUUCCCAUUGAAAGGUGAGGUCUAGGUUUCUACUGUUGAGUCUGAGCUCUGUGACUGCUCAACUAAUAGAAUCCAAUAGAAGAACUGUUUCCAGGUCAAGGCCUUAAAAAACUGGCAGCUUUCACUUCCUGUCUUCUGGAAUGCUUACUCUUGGAACCCAGCCUCCAUGCUGUAAGGAAGUUCAAGCAGCUCUUUGGAGAGGCCCACAUGGAAAGGGAGUGGCACCUGGCACCAACGUGUUGGCCUUGCCUGUGAGUGAGUCAUCUCAAAAAUGGACCUCCGACUCCAGUUGAGCAGCGCUCACCCCCGCUGCAAUACUGCGCGGAGUAGAGGGGAGAUGUCCCUGCUGAGUCCUGCCUCAACUGCACAUUCCUGAGCAAAACAAAUGGCUGUUGUCACUGUUCUAAGCUACUAAACUUUGGGGUGGUUUGUCAAGCAGUACAGCUAUCUGGAAUACUGGAGCACCCCUGCCUGGCAUCAGUGAUCAGUCCAGGGUUGAGCACGUGUUCUAAGCCAAGCCUAUGGGCACCUACCCUGAGAGGAGGCAUUAGAGUGCUGGGAGAGAUGCUGUCCCGUCCUCUGGGACCAUGAGCUGCAAGGACCCUCCACAGGACUCUGAAGCUGUCAGCAGCCAUGUCCCCUGGCUGCAGAGGGGGAGGUAGGCUUCUAUGGAAUGAGGAAGCACGGAUGGGAGACCCAAGAAAGGGACAGAGUCCUGCAGACACCUCAUGGCACUCCAGUCAGGAGGGUCCCUGGUCUAAGCUAGGUGUCUGCCCCUUGCAACUAAGGCAGCCACUUAAACCAAAUGAAUGACUCAAAGGCCUGAACCUCAGUUUCUCAUCUGUAAAAUGGGGCCAACGAGAGCUCAUCAGCGAUAGCUAGAUUCUUACUGAGAAAGUGAAGCUGUUGGCAGCAGGAAAAGCAAAGGUUGUUCUUUUCCAUGAACAGAUCUGGAGGGGGUUUAUGUCAGAGCUGACCUUCCCAGGCACCAUUUCCUUCCAAGCUUCUGCUUCCUGAAUUCUGGGUGCCUCACCAUGCUAAAUGCCCUAAAGCACUGUUCAUGCCACCUCCUGUUGGCCCUGGGAGGAGGAGUCCUGCCAUCCCGUUUUGCAGAUGGGAGACUGAGGCACAGAGAAGCCAGCCAAUAUGCCUAGUUCCCGUGGUUGGAUCUAGGCAGACAGGCCCAGAGCUUAUCUCAGAGAAGGUCUGAGAUAAGCUGUGCUGCUAUGGGCAGGCUCUUUCUCCCCCUUCCCUCCACGCCCCCCCCAGUCUCUCCCCAUCUGUAAAACAGGUGACUUCCAAACAGUCUCCCCGGGCUGAGUCUCUCUGACCCCUUCAUGUGAAGAGGCCUUGGCCAGGCUUCCUCGCCUUGUGAGAGACCACCUGUGGGCUGCACACAGAUGCCACCAUCCCUGGGAAGCCCCAGAAACGUCUUCCCCAAAGGUUUGAGCCAGGCCCCGAGCCUAAGCCUCUGAGGUACCUUCCUGGGCUGAGAGUUCCAGGCUCAAAGGGUGUGGCUGCCAUCUCCUGGGCUGUACCUCGCCAGUCUAAGCCUGCCAGGACCCUCCAGUUCAACCAACCCUUUUGUGGGGAGGUAGGGAAAAGAGAGAGGGGCUCUUACCCCAGGUAACUUAUCCCAGGUCAACCAGUAGGACAGGGCAGGAUGCGGAGGGCUAGGAGUAGAUGAAGAGGCAGGGGCUAAAAUCCUGAGCCUUGAGGACGGGUGAGGUCUGAGCAGCCUGCUGGGUCUAUGCUGGACAGACCAGGAGGCUGGGGGCAGGUGUGUGAGGCAAGUCCGUCCUACUCCUCCCCUGACCGGGGACUGGGCUCCCUCCCUGUGCACUGGGCAGGUGCUGAGCAGCAAAGAAGCUUAAGUUCCUCUGUGCUGCACCACUAACUGCCCCUGACCCACCUGUGUUCCUUCUUACUGCCUGGCUUAGGUAGAGCAGCUUCAGGUCACUGAACACACAGGUACCUGCCGCCAAGGAGGGGUGGGGGGCUUCCCCUGGAGUUCUGGCCUUAGAGAUUAACUCCUUACAGUGCCAUCAUGAGGCCUAAUCCCCACGGCUAGUGAUUUUGGACAAGACACUUCCACUGCUCUGAGCUUCAGUUUCCCCAUCUGUGAGAUGAGGGGAAUCUAUGUGUUUUCUCACAUGUGGAAUUCAGAAGUGCCAUGGGAAUGCUUGCAAUCACUUCUGUUUAUGCAGUAUUUAAAAUCUUUAUUUUUUCCCUUUUCUCUGAUUACAGAACAGAUACAUGCUCAUUGUAGAAAAUCCAGAUACUACAGAAAAAGAUUCAUGAGGCAGGAAACACCAUUCAUAAUCUCACAGCUCAGAGGUGACCCGGUGAAGGUGCUGGUGUGGGGAGUGAGGAGCCUGGGAGCAGCCAGCAGGGCCAGGCCCACAAGGAGGCCUCCCCCCGCCCCUGCUGGCUAUGGCCAGCUCCUGAGCAGGCCUUGUGGCUGUAUCUGCUCUGUGACUCAGUCCCCAUCACCCUAUGCCCGUGUCUCCUGGUUAUCACUAUGUGACUCACCUCUCUCAGCCCUCCUCCCCAGAAAGCCAAAGGCAAGCCUUGCUGAAAGCUCGCUGAUGGGGGUGGCAGCACAGCCAGUGGGGUUCCGGCUCUGUCCCUGACCAGGCCCUCCCCCACCCCAGUGCCCCUUCUCCCCAGCACACUUCCUCUGAUUGUCUCUACAGGGGCUAGACCCUCACAUUCUUUCGGGGUAUUGGGUCACUAGCUCAGAUAGUGCGCAGAGGGCUCCUGGCAGCCCCGUGAGGCCAAUGCAUCAUUUCUCAGUGGAACUUUCUGGACUUUAUCCACUAUGAGAAGUUUUUAUGAUGAAAAACUCACUUUUCUAUUGAGCAGAAGCUAGUCAAAAAUCCUUUAAAAGAAAAACGAAAAGCAUUUUCUGUUCCUACAAUUAUUAUCAGAUUUGAUGGGAAUACACAAGCCAAGCACAAAUGAACCCUCCCCCCGCCAGCUUAUCUACCCUCCCAGGCCACCAAGGGCAUCAGUGGGGGGUAAGAAAGGCUUUCCGGGUGUGGCCAUGCCCCAGCUAAGCCCUGAGGGAAGAGGAGACCCCAGAACAGAGCAUAUCCUGAAACCUCAGCAGCACAGGUGGUAAGCCCACUUUACAGGGCAAAAUACAGGGACCCUGGGCUUUCAGACCUUUCCUGCCUCCCUGGUUCCUUCCCAGCCAGCUACCUUCAGUUUGUUCAUUCAACAAACAUCCCCCAAGAGUGUACUGUGUGCUCCUAGUUACAAACCAAGACAGGGGACCAGGUAAUGGGGGGUGCUGUGUCCCCAGAUAUGGAGAGGCCAUGGAGUUGCCAGUUCCUUGGGCAGGCAUCUGUGUCCCAACUGUGCUUAAAAAUGAAAAAACUGCUGUGGAGCCAAUUCUGACUCAUAGGGUAGCCCUGGUGGUGCAGUGGUUAAGCACCCGGCUGCUACCCGAGAGGUUGGUGACUUGAACCUACUAGCUGCUCUAAGGGAGAAAGACGUGGUGGUCUGCUUCCGUAAAGAUCACAGCCUUGAAAACCCUAUGGGGUAGUUCUGUUCUGUCCUAUACAGUCACUAUGAGUCGGAAUUGAUUCCACAGCCAGUCUGGGUUUUUUUAAAAUCUUCACGGAAGCAGAUUGUCACAUCUUUCUCCCACAGAGCGACUGGUCAAUUCCAACCGCUAACCUUUCUGUCAGCAGAUGAGCUGUAAGCUCUUAACCACUGUACCACCAGAAGAAAAAAAAAAACACCAGAGCACCUUCCAAUUGUGCUGGAGGCCAUAAAGCACCUCUUGACAGCAGUCACAGUUCCCCUUCCAACUUCCUCUCUCUGCUUGGGAGUCCUCUCCAUUUCAGAUAUGAACCUCUGAGGCCCCACAAGCUGCAGGGCCUUGAAACUGUCCACAUAGAAUGGCUCCAUCGCUCCCAGCAGGCUCUUCACUGGGUGGGCGGGCAUUACGGAAGGCUCCCUGAAGGAGGGAGGCGACCCAGACACAUGUAACCCAGGCACUGCUCCCAGUCUGGGUGGAGACAGGCCCCACAUGGUGGGCCUGCACGUUGCAGUUCAGAGGACGCUUGAGCACAUCACUGUCUCUCCUAGCCUCAGGAAGGUGGUAUGACUGUCUUCAUUUCACACAAGGGAAAAUGAAGCCUCAGGGACACAAGGCCCAAGCCCUGCUCUAGGGCGGAAAGGACUGUCUGAGAGCCUCAUGGAACUGAGGGUGGCAGGGGCAGGGGGGGCCGAGCCUGGUGGUCUGUCCUCCCUGGCUGGCCAAGUACCUUGCCCUCCCUGCAUGCUUGGUGUUGCAAGGCGCUCU
Loxodonta africana (African savanna elephant) is the source of this 10794-nucleotide messenger RNA. RefSeq names its product FYVE, RhoGEF and PH domain containing 3 (gene FGD3). The transcript has 19 exons. The coding region runs from base 342 to 2576 and encodes 744 amino acids. The record is from RefSeq and is a predicted model, not a curated record. Gene Ontology annotation, biological process: filopodium assembly; cytoskeleton organization. Lineage: Eukaryota; Metazoa; Chordata; Mammalia; Proboscidea; Elephantidae. Gene Ontology annotation, cellular component: cytoplasm. Gene Ontology annotation, molecular function: guanyl-nucleotide exchange factor activity; metal ion binding.